Pogoniulus pusillus (Red-fronted tinkerbird) is the source of this 5923-nucleotide messenger RNA. RefSeq names its product ATPase phospholipid transporting 11B (putative) (gene ATP11B). Gene Ontology annotation, cellular component: recycling endosome; plasma membrane; endoplasmic reticulum. Gene Ontology annotation, biological process: phospholipid translocation. The record is from RefSeq and is a predicted model, not a curated record. Bases 239 to 3661 code for a protein of 1140 amino acids. Gene Ontology annotation, molecular function: magnesium ion binding; ATP hydrolysis activity; ATP binding. Lineage: Eukaryota; Metazoa; Chordata; Aves; Piciformes; Lybiidae. The transcript has 32 exons.
CAGUGCUGAGAGCCGCGGGGUGUCAGCGGCGGCCCUGUGAUGGCGGCGGCGGCGGGGCGCCGGCAGCCGCGGAGGCUGGGAGCGCCGAGGGGGCUGUGCCGCUCCUAACUCGGCCUCGGGCCCCUACGCCAUGGGGAAGAACCGCGGCGGGCGCCUGGCCUGAGGCGGUGGUGUCAGCGGAGGGCGCGGCACAGCCGAGGGGGCCCCGCCGCGGGGUCCGCCACCCGCGCCGCCGGGGAUGUUGCGGUGGGUCCGGCAGCAGCUGGGUUUUGACCCACCGCAUCAAAGCGAUACAAGAACUAUUUAUAUAGCAAACCGUUUCCCCCAGCAUGGCCAUUAUGUUCCUCAGAAGUUUGCAGACAACAGAAUCAUAUCAUCCAAGUAUACAGUGUGGAAUUUUGUUCCAAAAAACCUUUUUGAGCAGUUCAGAAGAGUAGCCAACUUUUAUUUUCUGAUUAUUUUUUUGGUUCAGCUCAUGAUAGACACCCCUACCAGUCCUAUUACCAGUGGAUUGCCAUUAUUUUUUGUCAUAACUGUGACAGCCAUAAAACAGGGUUAUGAAGACUGGCUACGACAUAAAGCAGACAAUGAAGUAAAUGGUGCUCCAGUUUAUGUUGUUCGAAGUGGUGGCCUUGUCAAAACCAGAUCUAAAAACAUCCGGGUGGGGGACAUUGUCAGAGUAGCCAAAGAUGAGACUUUUCCUGUUGAUCUGGUUCUUCUGUCAUCUGAUCGAGUUGACGGUUCAUGCCAUGUCACUACCGCAAGUUUGGAUGGAGAGACUAAUCUUAAGACACACGUUGCGGUCCCAGAAACAGCAGUGUUACAGUCUGUUGCCAACCUGGACAAACUUGUGGCUGUUAUAGAAUGUCAGCAGCCAGAAGCAGAUCUGUACAGAUUUGUUGGAAGAAUAACUAUAAGUCAACAAGCUGAAGAAAUUGUACGACCUCUUGGGCCUGAAAGUCUCUUACUUCGUGGAGCAAGAUUAAAAAACACUAAAGAAAUAUUUGGUGUUGCAGUGUAUACAGGUAUGGAGACAAAGAUGGCAUUAAAUUACAAGAGUAAAUCUCAGAAACGGUCAGCAGUAGAAAAGUCCAUGAAUUCCUUUUUGAUUAUUUAUCUGAUAAUCCUCCUCUUUGAAGCCAUUCUGAGCACUAUUUUGAAGUAUGCAUGGCAAGCUGAAGAAAAAUGGGAUGAGCCUUGGUAUAAUGGAAAAACAGAGCAUGAAAGAAACAGCAGUAAGAUUCUGAGAUUUAUUUCAGAUUUUCUUGCUUUUCUGGUACUUUACAAUUUUAUCAUACCUAUUUCACUUUAUGUGACUGUUGAGAUGCAGAAAUUUCUUGGUUCUUUUUUUAUUGGCUGGGAUCUUGACCUCUAUCACAAGGAAACAAACCAGAGAGCGCAAGUAAAUACUUCAGACCUCAAUGAGGAGCUGGGGCAGGUAGAGUAUGUGUUUACAGACAAAACCGGUACAUUGACUGAAAAUGAGAUGCAGUUUCGGGAGUGUUCCAUUAAUGGCAUAAAGUACCAAGAGGUCAAUGGUAAACUAACUCCAGAGGGUUUUUCUGAAGAUUCUCCAGAUGGAAAUAGACAUGGUUUGAUGAAAGAGGAAGAACUCUUCUUGAAAGCAGUUUGUCUUUGUCAUACGGUGCAGAUCAAUGCAGAUCAAACAGAUGGUGCUGAUGGCCCCUGGUAUGCCAAUGGAAUAGCACCCCAGUUAGAAUAUUAUGCUUCUUCUCCAGAUGAGAAAGCUUUAGUUGAAGCUGCAAGCCGGGUUGGAGUAGUAUUUACUGGAAUUAGUGGGGACAGUAUGGAAGUAAAAAGUCUUGGAAAACCAGAGAGGUAUAAAUUGCUUCAUGUUUUGGAGUUUGAUCCAAAUCGCAGACGAAUGAGUGUCAUUGUAGAGAGUCCCUCAGGGGAAAAGCUUUUGUUCACAAAGGGAGCAGAAUCCUCCAUUCUUCCUCGUAGUAACAGUGGAGAAAUAGACAAAACAAGGAUACAUGUGGAUGAAUUUGCUUUGAAAGGACUGAGAACUUUGUGCAUAGCCUACAGAAGAUUCACACCUGAGGAGUAUCAAGAAAUUGGGAAACGUCUUCAUGAGGCCAGGACUGCCUUACAGCAACGGGAGGAAAGAUUAGCAGAUGUAUUCAACUUCAUAGAAAGGGAUCUGGAGUUGCUUGGGGCUACAGGAGUAGAAGACAAACUGCAGGAAAAAGUCCAAGAAACUAUAGAAGCACUCAGGUUGGCUGGUAUCAAAGUGUGGGUACUCACCGGAGAUAAGCACGAAACAGCUGUUAGCGUCAGUUUAUCAUGUGGACACUUUCACAGAACCAUGAACAUCCUUGAGCUUGUGCAACACAAGUCAGACAGCACAUGUGCAGAACAACUGAGGCAGCUAGCCAAGAGAAUCAAGGAAGACCACGUUAUCCAGCAUGGCUUGGUUGUGGAUGGGACCAGCCUUUCUCUCGCACUCAGGGAACAUGAAAAACUGUUCAUGGAAGUUUGCAAAAACUGCUCUGCAGUGUUGUGCUGUCGCAUGGCACCCCUUCAGAAAGCCAAGGUAGUGCGACUGUUAAAAACAUCUCCAGAGAAACCUAUAACAUUAGCAAUUGGUGAUGGUGCUAAUGAUGUGAGCAUGAUACAAGAAGCACACGUUGGCAUAGGAAUCAUGGGCAAGGAAGGAAGACAAGCUGUAAGGAACAGUGACUAUGCAAUAGCACGGUUUAAAUUCCUCUCCAAGUUGCUUUUUGUUCAUGGACACUUUUACUAUAUUAGAAUAGCAACCCUUGUACAGUACUUUUUUUAUAAGAAUGUGUGCUUUAUUACACCACAGUUUUUAUAUCAGUUCUUCUGUUUGUUUUCACAACAAACGCUCUAUGACAGUGUAUACCUGACUUUGUACAAUAUUUGUUUCACUUCCUUGCCUGUCCUCAUCUACAGUCUUUUUGAACAGCAUGUGCAUCCGCAUGUACUGCAGAGCAAACCUGUGCUCUAUCGAGACAUCAGUAAAAACGCCCAUCUGGGCUAUAAACCAUUUCUUUACUGGACCAUCUUGGGCUUUUUCCAUGCAUUUGUUUUCUUUUAUGGCUCUUAUCUUCUAAUGGGAGAAGACACCUCUCUGCUGGGAAAUGGCCAGAUAUUGAAACCUAACAGGCAAAUGAUGUUUGGGAACUGGACAUUUGGUACUUUGGUCUUCACCGUUAUGGUUAUCACCGUUACAAUGAAGAUGGCACUAGAAACUCACUUCUGGACAUGGAUAAACCAUUUUGUUACUUGGGGAUCCAUUGUAUUUUAUUUCAUAUUCUCCUUGUUUUAUGGGGGAAUUAUCUGGCCAUUUUUACAUACCCAGGACAUGUACUUUGUAUUUGUACAACUGUUGUCAAGUGGUUCUGCUUGGUUUGCCAUCAUCCUCAUAGUAGUUGCUUGUUUGUUUAUCGAUGUUGUGAAGAAAGUGCUGUACAGACAUCUACAACCAACAAGUACUGAAAAAGCUCAGCUUACUGAGGCAGGUUCAGGUAUCAACUGCUUGGACUCCAUGUGCUGCUUCUCAGAUGGGGAAACAGCAUGCACAUCUGUUAGAAGAAUGCUGGAACGACUAAUGGGAAGAUGUAGUCCCACCCGGGUCAACAGUGUUUGUAAGGUUACCGAAGAAACAUGCAUUUAAACAAUUCAGGAAGAACUUAAGAAUCCAUCUGUCUGCCAAGCUGAAGUGUGUGCAACCAAUCACUGUGCCUUGGGUACAGUGUAGAGUUCUUCAUGAAGAAGACUGAACAAAAUGCAGCUAAUUCCAUCUAACGCCAGCAUUCAUCUCUCUGGUUAGAGCAUGAAUGAGUCAAGAGAGAAUUUGCCACAGAGAGGAAAUGCUUUAGAAUUACCUCUUAGCCUUGAAAUCCAUUAACAUAGGGCAGAAGAGCCUAUAGUGGAUGGUGUAGUUAAAAGCAAGAGUGGUGUGUGGUCACUUUACUAUGCAGUGUCUCUGAAGGAGCACCUUCUCUGUAGCCACUUUCAAAGCAGGAUUGAGUUCUCAGCAGAUUUUUUGUUCCUGUUCAGUGAAAAAUAGAGUUUCUUUUUUGUUACUUAACAUCAUUUUAGUUGCCAAACUGUAGGCUUUUUAAAGGGUGCAGUGGAAAAAUUAAGUGAGAAGAUGCUCUGAAUUGUUUUGCAAACUAAAAUGUAAAUAUUCUGCUUAAAAUAAAUAUUCUGUAUAUUUUUUAAGGUUCUGGGGGAGGGGGAACAAAAAUUUGCAGAGGAAGGAAUGCUGAAAUCUUUGGCUUUAUGUUUUCAGAAUGAUUUCUUGUGCAAAAGAUGAUGUGAGAAAAGAUUAUGCAAUUUAGAGUGCAUACUAGACAAUUAUAAUUUCAUACUGGAAACCUUUGGUAAUACUUUCAGACAUGUUUUUUAUGACAAUAUAACUUCUAUAUUGGGAAAAAAAUCCUGUUUUUUCUAGUGCUAGAAAUGUCUCAAAGCUGUAGUCUACUUUAUUUUUCAUUAGUUUUAUCUGGUACUUCUGUACUUCCAACUCCUAGUGACUUGGUGAAAUGCAGUGGUCAGAAGUGCUCAAUCAUCUGCAUCUGGGCCAGCUGAGGUUCUGGUUUGGCUGGUGUAAGGACACUCAGUAACUCCUCUCACACCAUCAUCACUGCCUUGUUACAGGGACAGUGUUGGGUUAGUUACUCCUAGAGCUGCGCAAACCCUUUGUUAUAGACUCAUUUUAGCCUUUUUUCUGUACCUGAAUGAUUCCCCAGAUGGUAGACUUUCCUCUUUGCAGAUCUGGGAUGUGUGUUUCUUCUGUGAAUGGUUUUAUUGUUGGUUGUUUCGUAUGUUCUUUGCUUCUGCCAUUUGCUUCCAGUGGCCUGAUUUUUCUGCUCUCUAUUGGGAUGACUUGAUUUAUACCAGGAGGAGGAAAGAUGGGAUGCUCUUGCCGGCAGUCGUCUUAGGAGCACAUUUGCAUCAGUAUUUGCAAGGCUUCUGCUUUCCACAGAUUUUUUUCCUUCAGCUAAAUCCUGCUUGUAGAGGCAUCUGAAAUAACACAGUAGAGACACCUGUCUGCCACCCAAGCUUCUGUGGCUUUCGUUCAGAGGAACGUUCUCAUCACUUUGAAGUAUUUGCCUUGCUCUCGCUGUUGCCACACUCUGAUGUUGUAUUACAAUCAGUACAUACAAUUGUCAGCACCGUAGCUCCAACUUCUUGUUGUUUCCAGUUUGUGUAAAUGCAGACAUGAAUAAAACCUGAGGGCUGUGGGCUAAAGACUGUGUGUAUAAAAUGAAGUGGGAAGAAAUGAAAGAUCCUGCUCUUUAUGACACAAGGUAAGACUUGUCUGAAAGAAACCCUGAAGAGCACCUAAGUGGCCUGUGGUGUGUAUUAAAUUUUUCCUCAGCAGUUUUAGGGAAGUUGUUUCAUACAGCAGCAGGUUCAAACCCUUUUUUACAUUUUGGCAGAGGGACAAGAGUUGUUCCAUGGGGCCUAUAGUUUAGGAAGGGGAAAAGGUUAAAAAACAAGAGCUCAUUGCAGCAGCAAAGAUAUUUUUUUCUUGCAAUUCCUGGUUCUGGUCCCAUGAGAGAUUACAGGUCCUAUGCACACAAAAAUAACUCCUCCAGAUUCCUAUGUUUUCACUCAAGUGUGAUGAAGUUCUGCUUGUUUUCAAAGGAAAAAAAGACCAACCCAAACUUGAAUGAUAGCAUCACUGCAAGUACCUUUUUGAAGACAUUGACCCUUACUUUUAGGCAAAUAAGGGGCAUUGACAACUGGAAACUAGCAAUAAUUAGUACAAAGAAUUUUGGACCUCUGACACUGUGGCUGCCUCAUGUUCUUUUUGAUUUUCUUGACAGCGAGUCUGUGCUUGCGCCUUGUACAGCUUGGUCAGUAGAAAUUGUUUUAAAAAUGGUUUAUGAAAACUAUAUUUAUUAAAUAAAAACUUUCACUUCUA